Molecule: messenger RNA, 843 nt
Organism: Oppiella nova
Lineage: Eukaryota; Metazoa; Arthropoda; Arachnida; Sarcoptiformes; Oppiidae
Source: the annotation of a GenBank genome assembly
AUGGAAAAACAAAUUGAGUCCCAGUCCGAAGUUAAUGACGCUAAUAAGACUGAAACUUACCAGGAUAUCCCGAUAUCCACUGGUAGACUUAGUGCUAAUUAUGUUAAACAUGAGGAAACUGGAGCUGGCUCAUUUGGAACGGUAUAUAGAGUUCACCAAAAGUUAUUCAAUCAACCAUUUUCUGUGAAAGAAAUUAAUUUGAAAAAUGAAAAGGAUCUUGCAAAAAAUGUCCAGAAAUUAGCAGUUUGGUUUCAAUUGCAAUCGGAAUAUGUCGUAAAGUAUAGAAACCAUUGGUUUGAGAAAAAUCCCGAUACUUUCUUAACAUUAUACAUUUUGAUGGACUUAUGUGACCACAACCUCCGGCAUUUGCUAACAGCUAAAGCAAAACGUUAUAAUCGACAAGACGAUACCACCAGGAUAGGCGAUUGGGAGUAUUUAAUAUCCUACUAUUUGUAUCAGGAAAUCUUAAUUGGAGUAGAUUAUCUACAUAAACAUAAACCUAAAAUAAUUCAUAGUAACCUUAAACCAUCAAAUAUUCUAGUUUCAUACACGCAUGAUAAAUUAAUGAUUAAACUUGGUGAUUUCGGUUUAACUACGAAUCAUGAACAUGACCAAACUAACACUGCAAUACUAGGACCACCGAAAUAUGUAUCACCAGAAAUACGUCGUGGUCGCAAAUAUACCAGCAAGGCCGAUAUGUAUAGCAUGGGCGUGAUAUGCGAGGAGAUAUUUCAAAUUGAAUCACUGAGAAGAUUCCAGAAUGUGCAAGAUAGGGGAGGAUUUGAAAGGAUAAUGCAAGAUAGGGGGAGCAGGAUAGAGUUGGGCUUGAUAGGAGAAUGCUAG